AUACUCACACAGGAUUCGUUCCAUAAUUCUAUCGUUUUUACCGCCGUUUUACCGACCUCGACUUCGUUGAAAUUCAACCGUAUCACCUUCCCGCCGUCCGAAGUAUUUCCGUCCAUUCUAACAGGUCGGCCCUUGUUAAUCUUAUGUGUGAAAAUAAUUUUCGUCGCGACGACGUGUAUUUUCGUUUUGAAACGCAGAGCACAGAGAUCGUCGAUCUUAGAAAUUACUCUCUCUCUUUCUCUCUCUCUCUCUCUCUCUCUCUCUAUCUCUCUCUCCCCCCUUCUUUGUCUUUCCCAUGGACAUCAGAGCUGCAUUCGUUUUGUUUUGAUACGUGGAUGACGUAUCCUCGAAGACGGUGAAUCGAACCCGACUAUUCCGCGAAAAUAUCCUACGUCUUCCAAUUUUCUUCCCAGCUCUCCCCCUUCGUAUCGCGGCGAAUCAGUUGGGAAUUAAUCACUGACUCGAUUAUUCGUUGAUCGACGGUGACGUUAACCGUGUCCUUUAUGGCUUUCUGACAGUUCCUGCGAAAAUGGCUCGACGGGAUGUUCUGCAUCUUUUGUGUUUGAUGCUCCUCGCGAAUAAUUACGUGAACUACAGCUCGUGCACCCAUUACGGCCGGCAGUACGAUAAAUAUGGUUUGGAGUCUGAAAAAGUCUGCCACAGGCUUGGCAUCAAAUCAACCAUUGAAAUCACUGAUCUAGCUGCGGUGGUCUUGCCUAAACACAUGUUUGAUCGAUGGGAUGUUCUUCAGAAUGUUUAUUGCAGGUUCGUCUUCAAGGCAGCUAAAGGGGACGGUUUAUUUGGUGUCAUUCAAAAAAUGUCAUUCAGAAGGAAUGGUACGCAAUGCCUAGAUUAUGUACAGUUUAAGAGGAAGGAUAACUAUCGAACAGUGAAGUUCUGUGGGUCACUGGAUCGCAGUAAAACAAAGUAUUAUCCAGUACCUGAGCCUGAACAAAGUAUGCAUCCAUCAGGGUCCGUAUCGGCAGCAGGGAUUUUCGCUGAAUUCGAUCCAAGCACACGCAAGUCUGGUGGAGAAUUGGAAACUGAAAUAUUCAUUUCAAGAAAUAAAUUAGAGGAAGGAGAAUUUCUUGCUCUCAGUAUUGUUUAUACUCCAUAUAAAAAUUGUAGCAAAGUUGACCCAACCAAAUAUACAUCCAUCGAUUCGAACAUCUGUUUGGAAAAUGAAUUCUUCUGUGAUGGAAUUUAUAAUUGUGUGCCAAAUGUUUGUUCGGAUGAGGACAAGUGUCCAAACAAUGCCAAUGAAUUCAUUAGCACUGGUACUGGUACUAAAGUAACAGUGGGUGCAGUGACUACAAUGAUUCUGUGUUUUAUUAUAUUCAUUAUGGGUUUAUGGAUAUGUAAAAGAUCGCAGAAGUUAUGUUGGUCUCUGGAUUGUGCUGAUCCAGCAGCAUGUUCAUCAAGGCCAGGUCCAUUGCCACAUGAAACAGAAGGAACUGUAAAUCCACCAGUCCCUUCAGCGCCAAUGUUAGAAGUCGCUGUGACCUCGACCGUUGCUGAUAAAGAUUUACCACCUAGUUAUGAUUCAUUAUUUCCAGAACAAAGUAAUCCUGUUAGAUCAUAAUCGUAAUCGUAAGUUACUAAAUGUAACUAAUAGCUAUUGACAGCAUAUUAUCUAAUGUUUUAAUUAGGUACUGCUGUACACUGUGCAGUCUUCAUAUAUACAUAUAUAUACAUACAUAUAUAUAUGUAUAUAUAUGGUAUGAAUGAGUGCCUUUUUGAAUGGGACAAUGAUACACAGUUACAUAUAUGAACCUCAGAAAAAGAAACUACUUAAAUCUUUCCAUUUUUAAACAUUUUAUACCAACAACUUUUUCCAUACACUAUCCAAUAACUAUAAUGUUGUAAAUUUUUAUAUUUUCUAUUACUGCAAUAUAUUUUAAACAUUGUUCUUUAUUACUCGAAAAUAAAUACUCUUUUGUUGUAGUUAAAACACAAAUAUGCAACUAAAAUUAUAGGCACAAGAAAAAAAAUGUUUAUUUUUCGAGGAAUGAUCACUCAAUUAAUUACAACGAAAUACUAUCUCGAGAAGAUCCUCGUUUAUAGUUAGUAAGUCAUUUUUUUUUUUAAUAUUGGGAGAAGUACAGUAUUUAAUAAACAUAAUAUUUAUACGAGAUUGUUUUUAAUUUAAAGUUGAGAUACUUGCGACACAAGUAACCGAACAAAAAUAUUGUUUAGUGUCGUAAUUUGCAUCAUGACGAUCUGCGCAACAAAUAUAUCCUUAUAUUGAAGUGUGUAUUUAUUAAGACAUAGCAUCUUGACUAUGCAGUUUGCAAACACGAAAUAAUACAGCUUAUACAUAUGUAAGAUAUUUAUAAUGUUUUUAUACAUAUAUAAGGUAUAAAAAUUUUAUAGUAUUAUACAACAUCUAGGAACAUGUGUAUAUUUUGAAAAUUUAUUUGUUACGAACCUUUAUACACGUAUACAUGACGAAUUUGUGUAAAUAUUAAAUUUGUAAUAAUAAAA
Nomia melanderi (Alkali bee) is the source of this 2484-nucleotide messenger RNA. RefSeq lists its product as uncharacterized. The record is from RefSeq and is a predicted model, not a curated record. NCBI's taxonomy places the organism in Eukaryota, Metazoa, Arthropoda, Insecta, Hymenoptera, Halictidae.